This is a messenger RNA of Lactuca saligna, 1434 nucleotides long. NCBI's taxonomy places the organism in Eukaryota, Viridiplantae, Streptophyta, Magnoliopsida, Asterales, Asteraceae. The record is from the annotation of a GenBank genome assembly.
AUGGGUAUUGAAUUUAGAUCUUUCAGAACCAUCAACGCCGUUAGGAAGAGACGUAAGACUGCAGAGAGUUUCAUGGCGACGUCGCUACUCCUUUCACCUCUAUCCGCUCCGACAGUCGACAAUAAUCGGGAGUCAAGCAGUUUCACCACUCUGUUCUUGAAAUCAUCUUUUCUCCACAACACCACUCAUUUUCUCCAUGCUCCUUCGAGGAAAGAUGCUCCGAUUAGGGGAAGAUGUAUCAGGUCUCCGGUCACCGCCGCCGACAAAUCUCUGGAUUACAUACCGAAGCAGUUUAGGGAAGGAAACCUUAAAGACGGAUUGAUGGAAAAUUACAAAAAUGUCCCUCAACACCUUUAUGGUUUAAGUCCUACACAAAUGGACAUGUUCAUGACAGAAGAUAAUCCCGUAAGAAAGCAAGCAGAAUCCGUGACAGAGGAAACAAUUUCAUCAUCUCAUAAUUACUUAAACCACGGAGGAAUGUGGACCCUAUCAGGAACGAACAACAGGGGGCCCGCAAAAUACAGUAUGAGUGUCAGCAUGUAUCGCGGAGGUGGCGGCAGAGCUUCCGGAAGACCUAGAAGUGCACCUCCUGAUCUUCCAUCACUGCUUCUAGAUGCUCGUAUUUGUUACCUAGGAAUGCCUAUUGUUCCUGCAGUGACUGAACUUCUUGUUGCUCAAUUUAUGUGGUUGGAUUAUGAUAAUCCAGCUAAGCCUAUUUAUCUUUACAUUAAUUCCUCUGGAACACAGAAUGAUAAAAUGGAGACAGUGGGGUCUGAAACAGAAGCAUACGCCAUUGCUGACAUCAUGGCUUACUGUAAGUCGGAGGUGUAUACGGUCAACUGUGGGAUGGCAUUUGGUCAAGCAGCAAUGCUAUUGUCUCUUGGAACCAAAGGGUUUAGGGCAUUGCAGCCGAAUUGUUCAACAAAAUUAUAUCUACCGAAAGUCAACCGGUCAAGUGGGGCUGCGAUUGACAUGUGGAUUAAGGCAAAGGAAUUGGAUACAAACACGGAUUACUUUCUAGAGCUACUUGAAAAGGGAAUUGGAAAACCGAAAGAUGAAAUCAGGAAAGAUAUUCAGAGGCCUAAGUAUUUACAAGCACAAGAAGCCAUUGAUUAUGGGAUUGCUGACAAGAUUAUUAGCUCAAGAGAUAAUGCUUUUGAGAAACGGAAUUAUGAUGAGAUUCUUGCGCAAUCGAAGGCGGCAAGGAGAGGUGCGGGUGGUGGUGCACAGGCGGCUCCUUCUGGAUUUAGGUAGAUGUGAAAUGAUGGAUGUAUUAUUGUAUAUGGUCAUGAAUGGAAGAAUUUAUGACCUUCUGUAGAACAAUGUGAUAACUUGAAGCUCAAAAAAAAAUAGUAAUGUGUACUUUUUUUUACCUUUUGGACCUAUAUAAUAUGUGUACUUUUUACCUUUCAUGCAAAUUUUAUCACGGAGAAU